Messenger RNA from Homo sapiens (human), 1695 nucleotides. RefSeq names its product small integral membrane protein 32 (gene SMIM32). The transcript has a single exon. The coding region runs from base 639 to 950 and encodes 103 amino acids. The record is from RefSeq and is marked validated. Lineage: Eukaryota; Metazoa; Chordata; Mammalia; Primates; Hominidae. Gene Ontology annotation, cellular component: membrane.
GCCAGAAAGCUCAGUCUCCUGCUCAAAACAGGAGCGCAGCAGCCGGAGGGAGUGGGGACAAGCUCGCUGAACACUGGGCGUCUCGACAGGGACCAGAGCCUGCAGGACUGUUCCGAGACGCUGCGGUGGCGGCGGCGCCGGAGGACGCGGAGGACUCCCUGGCCACCCGCCCUCCGUGCGCUCUGCCACCGGGCGCUCAGCAGAGACCCCGGGCUGCGGCUGCACUUGCUGAGUGCCUCUCCCCGCCGCCGCAGCCCAGAGGCGCCCAGCACCUGGAGCUCACUGGAGCUGAGGGUCCGAGCUGAGCGGGCUGUUGUAAAGCCGAAAGGCGAGUCAGUGACUGGGACCUCUGUCCUGGUGGCGACGGAGAGAAACAGUGAGCCCGAGGGGCGCGGGCACAGAACUGUCCAGCUCCGAGAACUGGGGUCCGCCAGCCGGCGGGGAAAGCAGCUGAGCGCGGAGGCGAGUGAGCGGACGCGUCCCGGGGUCUUUGCAGUCCCCGCCGGCCCCAAGGCACCGACUCUCGGUCAGUUGGGCGCGGCAGGGCGGGAGGGGCGCGCCAUGGAGGCGCCGGGUCGCGCCAGUAUGCUCCAGGCCAAGUGAAGCGGUCCGGCUGGGGUCGGCGGGACCCGCGGGCCAUGUACGGCGACAUAUUCAACGCCACGGGCGGCCCCGAGGCGGCGGUAGGCAGCGCGCUGGCCCCAGGAGCCACGGUCAAGGCAGAAGGCGCUUUGCCGCUGGAGCUGGCCACUGCGCGCGGUAUGAGGGACGGCGCGGCCACAAAGCCCGACCUGCCCACCUACCUGCUGCUCUUCUUCCUGCUGCUGCUCUCGGUGGCGCUCGUCGUCCUCUUCAUCGGUUGCCAGCUGCGCCAUUCGGCCUUCGCCGCGCUGCCCCACGACCGCUCGCUGCGCGACGCCCGCGCGCCCUGGAAGACGCGGCCGGUGUAGCUUGGGACUGAGCCACGGCCGCCGGGCGCCCCGUCCCGACCUAGCCAAGAGCAGCCAGCUUGAGCCUGGUAGGGAGGGCACGACACCGGGGAUCGCUGGCCCCUGGGAACACGGUGCCCUGACCCAAAGACCCUUCCUGAACUAGAGUGGCAACCCGAGAGGAAAGGGAGACCGAGGCGUCGGGAGCCUGUGUAGGGUCUCGAUCCCAGUACCUGUAGGUACCGUGAUUCUGAUCCCCUGGCCAAAUCUUUCUUCCUCUGGACAGAGGGUCCAGUCGGGAAACCUUCCCGAAAGACGGCGGUCGGGUCGGGAAACCUUCCUGAAAGACGGCGCGCCAGCCCGUCUUGCUUGCUCGCCGCCUGCUGACUUCCUUACUUUGCACACGGAAGGGGCAGGAACCGCAAGCGUGCAACUAGCCUGGAGCUACCCGUCUGGACUCGCAGGCCCUGUGGCUGUUUCCCACAGCUGCUACGGCCUCUCUUGCUCCUUGACACCGAGGAGGACCCCACUAGGAUCCGAGCGUCGUGAACUCACCUGAACUUUGGAAGGUUGGCACUGGGGGGCCGCAUCCCCCUGGGAAAUGACUGAACGCGGGGUUUCAGUGGGUCCCGCCUGGGUCUAAGGACCCAGUUUCUUCUGUGAGCACGGGCAGUGGGAGGCCGGUGGAAAGGCGCAGGGGCCCACCUACGCGUCUCACAUCUUCAGGGGCGCAUUUCUACAAUAAAAACUCACCCAAUUAGACCUA